This is a messenger RNA of Protopterus annectens (West African lungfish), 798 nucleotides long. It is a transcript of the gene KPLCE, whose product is annotated as chromosome chr5.part0 C1orf68 homolog. Lineage: Eukaryota; Metazoa; Chordata; Ceratodontiformes; Protopteridae. The record is from RefSeq and is a predicted model, not a curated record. The coding region runs from base 1 to 798 and encodes 265 amino acids. The transcript has a single exon.
AUGCCCCCUUCUUUUCUCCCACUUUUCCUUCACUUAAUCCCUCAUCGUCUCACUCUGCUCUUUUCAGCUUCUGCCUAUACUUAUGUUCCUUCACCUUGUGCCUAUACUUAUGUUCCUUCACCUUGUACCUAUACUUAUGUUCCUUCACCUUUGGCCUAUACUUAUGUUCCUUCACCUUGUGCCUAUACUUAUGUUCCUUCACCUUGUACCUACACUUAUGUUCCUUCACCUUUGGCCUGUGCUUAUGUUUGUUCACAUUCUGCCUAUACUUAUGUUCCUUCACCUUCUGCCUGUACUUAUGUUCCUUCACCUUUGGCCUAUGCUUAUGUUCCUUCACCUUGUGCCUAUACUUAUGUUCCUUCACCUUGUACCUACACUUAUGUUCCUUCACCUUUGGCCUGUGCUUAUGUUUCUUCACCUUCUGCCUAUACAUAUGUUCCUUCACCUUUGGCCUGUGCUUAUGUUCCUUCACCUUGUACCUAUACUUAUGUUCCUUCACCUUUGGCCUAUGCUUAUGUUCCUUCACCUUGUGCCUAUACUUAUGUUCCUUCACCUCUGGCCUAUGCUUAUGUUCCUUCACCUUGUGCCUAUACUUAUGUUCCUUCACCUUGUACCUAUACUUAUGUUCCUUCACCUUCGGCCUGUGUUUAUGUUCCUUCACCUUCUGCCUAUACUUAUGUUCCUUCACCUUUGGCCUAUGCUUAUGUCCUGUUUCACUCCUUAUGCAAUUAUUACAACAGUCUAGGCAGAGACAGGUUGUGCGAGUUAGCUUUUGCACAAAGCCUAGGUAGCCUAUAG